AUGCAUUGCAUCAUACCAGUUACAGAUGAUUUGCAUAGCAAAGUAAAGGCUGAAGAGAAACUGGAGAGCAUCUUCCACUCACCAGGAAUAGAAAAGUUUUACUUUGCCGGCCACAAAAUCACCAUCCAAGAAUCGUUUGACUCCUAUGGAGCCCUCGUCUGGCCUGGGGCAGUGGCUCUCUGCAACUACCUGGAAGCAAAUCAAGAGCAUGUCAGUCUGCUAGAUAAGGCAGUUCUGGAGCUAGGAGCAGGAACAGGACUAGUGUCCAUUGUGGCCUGUUUAAUGGGUGCAUGGGUGACAGCCACAGAUCUGCCUGACAUCAUGGACAAUCUAAACUUCAAUCUCUCACGCAACACACGGGGCCGCUGCAGGUAUACACCUCAGGUGGCCCAGCUGACCUGGGGGAAAGACCUGGACCAUCAUUUUUCCAGUUCUAUCUAUAACUAUGACUACAUCCUAUGCGCAGAUGUUGUCUAUUACCAUAACAGUCUGGAUGAGCUACUACUCACUAUGAAGCACUUCUGCAAACGCGGAACCACCCUGCUCUGGGCCAACAAGAUUCGCUUCUCCUCAGACCUGGACUUCAUUGAAAGUUUUAAGAAGGAAUUCAAUACCACCCUUCUAGUGGAGCUUCCAGAUGAGAUGGUACGAAUAUACCAGGCCAUGACAUGACUGAAUCU
Molecule: messenger RNA, 680 nt
Organism: Clarias gariepinus (North African catfish)
Lineage: Eukaryota; Metazoa; Chordata; Actinopteri; Siluriformes; Clariidae
Gene: mettl21cb
Product: methyltransferase 21C, AARS1 lysine b
Exons: 5
Coding region: 1-672 (223 amino acids)
Biological process (GO): peptidyl-lysine methylation
Cellular component (GO): cytoplasm; cytosol
Molecular function (GO): protein-lysine N-methyltransferase activity
Source: RefSeq, a predicted model, not a curated record